This is a messenger RNA of Columba livia (rock pigeon), 8312 nucleotides long. It is a transcript of the gene PHKA2, whose product is annotated as phosphorylase kinase regulatory subunit alpha 2. Lineage: Eukaryota; Metazoa; Chordata; Aves; Columbiformes; Columbidae. Gene Ontology annotation, biological process: glycogen metabolic process. Gene Ontology annotation, cellular component: phosphorylase kinase complex. Bases 144 to 3809 code for a protein of 1221 amino acids. Gene Ontology annotation, molecular function: calmodulin binding. The record is from RefSeq and is a predicted model, not a curated record. The transcript is spliced from 32 exons.
CCAGGCCGGCAGGGAGGGAGGAGGCCGCCGCCAUCUCCGGCAGCCGCCGCGCUGAUCGCUACCGGGGGAGAGGGGGCGGGCCCGGCAGCCGCCCCGGCUGAGGCGGGAGGCUCGGAGGUGGCGGGCGGGCCGGCUGUGGGGCGAUGAGGAGCCGUAGCAACUCAGGGGUACGCCUGGACGGCUACGCCCGCCUGGUCCAGCGUACCAUCCUUUGCCAUCAGAAUCCAGUUACGGGGCUGCUCUCGGCCGGUGCGGACCAUAAGGAUGCCUGGGUACGGGACAACAUCUACAGCAUCCUGGCCGUGUGGGGGCUGGGGAUGGCUUAUCGGAAGAAUGCGGACCGGGAUGAGGAUAAGGCCAAAGCCUACGAGCUCGAGCAGAACGUUGUGAAGCUGAUGCGGGGACUCUUACAGUGCAUGAUGCGACAGGUAGAUAAGGUAGAGAAGUUCAAGCGCACACAGAGUACCAAAGACUGCCUACAUGCCAAGUAUAACUCUGCAACUUGUGCCACUGUGGUUGGGGACGACCAAUGGGGGCAUCUACAAGUGGAUGCAACCUCCCUUUACCUGCUCUUCUUGGCACAGAUGACUGCAUCAGGGUUACGUAUUAUCUUUACCCUUGAUGAAGUUACCUUUAUUCAGAAUCUUGUUUUUUACAUAGAAGCUGCCUACAAAGUUGCUGACUAUGGAAUUUGGGAACGUGGUGACAAGACAAACCAGGGCAUCCCUGAACUGAACGCAAGCUCCGUAGGGAUGGCCAAAGCUGCUUUGGAAGCAAUUGAUGAACUAGAUCUUUUUGGAGCUCAUGGAGGACACAAAUCAGUGAUUCAUGUUCUUCCUGAUGAAGUAGAACAUUGUCAGUCUAUUCUGUACUCCAUGUUGCCAAGGGCAUCCACCUCAAAGGAGAUAGAUGCUGGCCUUCUCUCUAUUAUUUCUUACCCGGCUUUUGCAGUGGAGGAUCUAAACCUUGUUAAUGUAACCAAGAGUGAAAUCAUAUCCAAAUUGCAGGGCCGCUAUGGCUGUUGUCGCUUUCUCCGAGAUGGUUACAAGACACCCAGAGAGGAUCCAAGCAGGCUGCACUAUGAUCCUGCUGAGCUCAAGCUUUUUGAAAAUAUUGAAUGUGAGUGGCCAGUAUUCUGGACAUACUUCCUAAUUGAUGGAGUAUUUAAUGAGGACAAAAUUCAGGUACAAGAAUACAGAGAGGCACUGGAAGGAAUACUUAUUAGAGAGAAGAACGGAAUAGUGCUAAUGCCUGAACUAUAUGCAGUCCCUCCAGAAAAGGUGGAUGAGGAGUAUGAAAAUCCUCACUCAGUGGAUCGUGUCCCAGUGGGAAAGUUGCCUCAUCUUUGGGGCCAGUCGUUGUAUGUCCUUAGCUGCCUAUUAGCAGAGGGAUUUCUUGCUGCAGGAGAAAUUGAUCCCUUAAACAGGAGAUUUUCCACUGGAUUUAAACCUGAUGUUGUGGUACAAGUAACUGUUUUGGCUGAAACUAACGAAAUUAAGAAUCUCUUGCAAGACCAUGGAAUCAGUGUUCAGAGCAUUGCUGAUAUCUACCCGCUCAGAGUGCAGCCAGCUCGCAUCCUGAGUAACCUCUACACCAUGCUGGGCCGGAACAAGAACAUGAAAUUAAGCGGACGGCCACACCGACAUAUUGGAGUGUUAGGCACCUCCAAGCUGUAUGUGAUAAGGAAUCAAAUAUUUGCUUUUACCCCUCAGUUUACUGACCAGCAUCACUUCUAUCUGGCUCUAGACAAUCAGAUGAUUGUGGAGAUGCUCAAGAUAGAGCUGGCUUACCUCACUUCUUGUUGGAGGAUGACAGGGAGACCAACCCUGACAUUUCCCAUCACCCACACAAUGCUUGUUGAUGAUGGUACCGACAUUCAUCCAGCAGUUCUUGCCACCAUAAGAAAAUUAGAGGAUGGUUAUUUUGGAGGUGCAAGGGUGAAGAUAGGUAAGCUCUCAGAAUUUCUUACCACCUCUUUUCAUACGUAUCUGAGCUUCCUGGAUCCAGACUGUGACGUAAAACUGUUUGACAACCCUAGUGAAGGCUGUAGUAGUCCUGACAGUGAAUAUGGAGGCUAUCCAUCGGAUUUCUGUGAAAAAGAAAGCCAGGAUGAGCUGGAUCAGUAUAUAAAUGAGGUCCUGCAGAGUACAGCACUGAAGUCGUACCUGCCUCCAACCUCAAAGACUGCGAAUCAACCACCUGUGUUCAGUGCAAACCAUUCCACAACAGACAUACUGUCGAUAAUGGCCAAGACAAAGGGCUUAGAGGUCCCAGCUGUGUCUAUGUCUCUUCCCACUAAAGUUCUGAACACGCACCGGAAGUCUUUGAAUCUUGUUGAUAAUCCCCAUUUCUUUGACACAAAGGACCGUGAAAAUGUUUUGCACUUGCCUAAAGAUGCUCAUGGUGAUUUGGACUGCAGGAAACUUGUUGAGCAGCUGAAGGAAUGUCCAACGCUCCAUGAUCAAGCAGAUAUCUUAUAUAUCUUGCAUAUAAUGAAAGGCGCUGACUGGGACACAGAGCUGGAUGGACAGCACGGCGUCACUGUUCAUUGCCUGCUCAACGAGCUCUACAGAGAGGCAGGCCUCAAUCAGGAGUGGGGCUUAAUCCGUUAUAUUUCUGGUAUACUCAAAAAGAGAGUGGAAGUCUUGGCUGAGGCAUGCACGGACCUUCUGUCACACCACAAGCAACUUACAGUGGGCCUGCCACCAGAACCCCGUGAGAAAAUCAUCACCGCCCCACUGCCACCUGAGGAGCUGACGGAUCUUAUUUAUGAAGCCAGUGGCCAAGACAUCAGUAUUGCAGUCCUGACACAGGAAAUAAUUAUGUACUUGGCAAUGUACGUCCGGUCACAGCCCAGUCUUUUUGUGGAAAUGCUCAGGCUCCGCAUUGGUCUGAUAAUUCAGGUGAUGGCCACUGAACUGGCUCGAAGUCUGAAAUGCUCAGGUGAAGAAGCUUCAGAGAGUUUGAUGAAUCUAAGCCCCUUUGAUAUGAAAAAUCUCCUACACCAUAUUCUCAGUGGAAAAGAGUUUGGAGUGGAAAGAAGCUUGCGACCUGUAGAUUCCUCUUCAUCUAGCCCUGCGAUUUCUAUUCAUGAAAUGGGGCAUUCUGGAGCAACCAAAACAGAAAGAAGUGGUAUUACUAAACUGAAGAGUGAGAUGAAGCAGUUCUUUCGUGAGGGCCACUCCAUGUCCAGCAGCAUGUUCGCUUCCAUGAGGAGCAGUACUCCAUCAUCUCCCACUAGUACCUCUCCUGCUGGCUCCAGUGGAAACACAAGCUGGGGUGACCGAAAGGGGCAGUGGCUGCGCAGAAGGAGGCUUGAUGGUGCUAUUAACAGAGUUCCUGUUGGCUUUUAUGAGAAAGUGUGGAAAAUCCUUCAGAAGUGCCAUGGUCUGUCCAUUGACGGGUAUGUCCUUCCUUCUUCAACCACCAGAGAGAUGACCCCGUGCGAAAUCAAGUUUGCUGUGCACGUGGAGUCGGUGCUGAACCACGUACCCCAGCCCGAGUACAGGCAGCUCUUGGUGGAAGCGAUUCUCGUUCUCACCUUCCUCUCUGACAUCGAGGUGAACAGCAUCGGGGGCAUCAUCCACGUGGAUCGAAUCGUGCACAUGGCCAACGACCUGUUUCUGCAGGAGCUGAAAUCAUUUGGAGCUACUGGUAGCAUCUUGGAGAAAGAUGUAGCUACAGGAAUUUGCCACUUUUUUUAUGACAGUGCUCCCAGUGGGGCUUAUGGCACCAUGACAUACCUAACAAAAGCCAUAAUUAUUUAUUUACACGAUUUCCUGCCUAGCACAGGCUGUGCGAUGCAAUAAGCGAUGCCUUGUGUGGGAGGGAAGGCUCAGAAGCCCUUUCUACCCAUUUCCCUGCCAUGAACCUCUUGUUUAGUUGCUGCAUGUGUUUGUGCCGUGCACUACCUCAGCCUGUUACACUAGUCGUCAUGUUACGUGCACGCCUACCUGUGGGGGGCCAGGAAUUUGGCCUGGUUUUAAGAGCGUGCACAAGAAAUAACGAAUAAUGAGGCUUAUUCUGCCCAAAGUGCGUAAAUGUAAUUCAUAUUAAAUUAGCAAGAAUUAUACAGUUCUGCCAAGGGGAAAAGAGAUUACUCUGUGGAGAUCAAAAGGCAUAAUAAAACAAGGGAGCUGCAGCUCAGCCAUAAAGUCUCCCAUAUAAGGGAAGUGAUGGAAUUCAUUAAUUUUUCUCCUGCUUUGUGCAAAUGUACAUCAUUGUGAAUCACUAAUGCACAGUGUGAACCAUCCAGGGAAAUGCAAAUUAGAGGAGCAGGAAUAACUUGAAAUAACCAGGUGAUAUUUCUAAUACACGUUUAUCCUGAUUCUCAUCUCAUUUGCACCUAGUCAGUGCAGGGCUAACACCAGUAGAGACAAGUGUCUUACAGUACCCACUAAUUUGAGAGGACGGUCUCUCUCGGGAAGCUGCACCUCUCUUUAAUCUGAACAAAAUCGCUUCCGUCCCUGCAUCCCCAAGGCUUUUGAGGCAAAAUUUCGAGACUCCAGCUUCUCCAAGGUGACAGACAGUUCUAUGCCUGUAAUCCAUUCCUCUGAAUGGAACAAAAUAAACCUCUCCCACUCGGACACCCUUUCCAAAUCUCCUGAUCCUUUCCCUUGCAAAUAGCCUCAGAGUUAAGAAUGGCAUAAUUGCCGCCUUGCCAGCACAGCGUGAGUUUAUGGAAAGCUUUGAUGUUUCUCCUUUUUGUUUUUCUUUUCUUCAGUUUAAAAUUGCACUUACCACAUGCAGUUAGGGAUGGGCUGCCUGGAAAUCUCCCUUCAGACAGCUCCCAGGUUAGUGCCUGCACCUUGAGCCUGUCCACUGGAAACCAAUUUCUGUGGCCGCUCCGAGCUGCUGCAAGGAGGGCAGGUGUGUCCUGCAGGAUAUUCGCUCCGUAGCUAUUUAAACUGAAAGCAGAGGUAGCCUGCCUCUGGAGGGGAAACCCCUGCUUUCCCUCAGGCCUCGGCUGCGGUUUUCCUUGUGCUGCCAGUGCUGCUGGUUUUGCCGCCAGCCAGCAGGCACCUGGCUGACAGCUCAGAAAAGUGGCUGUGGCUUUAGCCGCGGGCUCCUCAGCAGCACUGGGAUGUGCCGGCACCACUGCCGGGUGAGCAAACAGCAUCAGAGCAAUUCUGCCUUGCCAGGUGGAGGGGAAACUAGCGGGUAUGGCCUGUAAAAAGUACGUAUAUUCUGUGCUAAUAAGCCUGAUAAGCAUAUUUCUGUGAGACCAUUCUCUACUCUUUCAAACAACUAGGCCAUUUUUACAGGGUUUGAAGAUUUUUUUUUUAAUUUUUUUUUGGCAAAAUAGUACCUGGUGCUUUUGAGAAGAAGGUUUUUGGUUCCAGUUUCAUUCAGGUAUCUGAAAUACCUUGAUGAAAGGAGGGAAGUGAACCCCUGUCUCACUUGCCAGUGGCCAGCAUCCAUGGUCCUGGGGAGGCAAAGCUCCCAAUGGCAGUGCCACCCUUCCUGCUGUCCCUCCACGAAGCUGCUGCUGCUGUUGUAACAGCGUCUGGACACUGGCUGAAGAGACCAAAGGUGCGGGAAGCCUGAGGAGAUGAUUUCAUGGUUUUGCAGAGCCUGGGAGAGGCAUGUACUGUGUUCACCACCGUGAAAACUGUGGGCCUGCUGAGGGGCUGGUCUAAAGGUGUGGUUCAGGUACAGUUAGCCCUUGGAUGUAGAAGUAAUUUGAUUGGCGUGGUGCCUGUUUUGUAGGAUUUUGCCUUCAUUAUGUUUUGUUUCGUUUUUUCUUUUCAUCUGUAUUGUGAAAGAUCACUUAACUUGUUUCCCAGCAAAUAAAAGGAAAAUCCUUUGUCUAGUAUAAGCAGAUAAAUGUUCCAGUGCAGAGUGUGAGCACACAAGAGCCUGUGUAAUAGUUUCUGGUUCUACUCAGCAUCGAACAGAAAGGCAGUAGGAGCAGUUAUUUUUGCUUUUCUUGUUGAAUCCCAGAUUGAGAGCUGCAAGAUGACUCUUGUUUUGUUUUUUUAAACCUACAGUGUUAUCUUGUUUUCAGAAACAAGAAGGGUGAUAUAAUUGGUUUUACAUUCAGCUGCAUUGAAGUCUAAAACCAUUGAGCCUACAGCAAAACAUACCUGGACACCCCUUAACUCUUUAAUGGGAGUACCACUGGUAUCUUUAAUUUGAAAUUCAUAGUAUGACCUAGGUUUUGGUACAUUUACGAUCAUCAUGAUCAGUUAUCACAUGGAGUACUGGCAGUCAGGUAGUAUUUAUGUAGUAAUUUGAAGAGUUUGGGUACCUGGUGCUGAAGGGUGGGAUUCAGAAACGCAACACCAACAGAAAGGAAACUUGUGUUACCUCCAGAUCAGGCACAGCUGCAAGUUGCUGCUGUGUUACUACUCAGAGCAAAGAACCAUUUCAAAUGGAAAGUAGCAUUUUAGUGCAAAUCUAAUUAAGCAAAUUGGGUUUUAUAUAGAGCCCCUGCUUUGCUGAAGAUCCACCUGUGUGUGUUAAGUGUUGCAGAGCAGAGCUAGCACCGGCGGUGGCGAGAGUGUGCUCCCAGUUAAAAUAUGUGACAGCUUUGCAGUUUGUGCCGGGCUGAGCUAAUUGGCAGAGGCUCGACUUGGCUGUUGGGCAUCCCAGGGGAGCCCGCAGAGGAUGGCAUGGCCAACUCCAAGUCCCUGAAAAAUCCAUCUGUGGAUAGAAGGCAAACAGACACAUUCUGCGCCUGAGAAAUAAGGACACUGGUGAGUUAAAAGAGACCCACCCAAGACCUAGUCUUUCUAGUCUGACAGGCACUGCUGCCCUGAGCAAUUUGCAGCUGUGGGGACAGAAGCACCUCUACGGCCAUGGGGGCAGCCAGCCGUGCCUGCAGACAGAACUGGGGUUGACUGGGGGCACUGGCCAGAACAAUGAACCGUGUCCAGCUCAGAGCACAUACCCCAUGCUGGCCCCAACCCAGCCCCACCAGGCCAGCGCCCACCCUACUUGCUGCCUCGGGGCUGCUGUGCAAAGGACACAAGUUUAUCAAACUGGGCAGAUCACAAGCAGCAUUAAUCCCAUUCAGCUGCUGCUCCUACAAGCAGAUGUGAACACUUAAUGGUUGGAGUAUGAAAUUUGCCUGGCUUCUGUCCUGCUGAUUGUGGUCUCCUUGCUCAGGGAAAGAGCCCCGGCCAUUCCCGUGAGGUGAAGGGGAGCUGGGCAGUCCCUAGAAGUUCUAGAAAGGAAUGGUGACUUUCUGUGGUGGGUCAUGGGACAUCUGGGCUGCACCCCUGCAGGGAUGGGGCACUGCAGGACUGUGUCACCCCUCUGGUAGCAGCCAGGGGCUGGAGUGAAGUGGGAGCCUGGGUCAGUCCGGGGCCAGCCUAAAAAACUUUCUGGUGUGGUCCAGAGGUAGGAGCAGAGUUGUUCAGAAAGUGGGAGAAAGGGAGAUGCCACCGAUGGUGGCACCUGUAGGGAAAGAGUUUGUGCACUUGGCUGCAGACUGAUUCAGUUCCUGCUCAAAAUACCGCUCACAGCUGUACUAUUAGGUAGCUGCUGCAUAAAACAGUGGGAUAUAGAAAAAAAAAAAAAAAAGAUUGGGGGUUGGGGUUAUGGAAAAAGAGCUUCAGCUGGAGCAGUUUUGAUUUAAGUACAAGUAGCCAGGGUCUCUCCCACUCCUAGGUUUAGUCUGGAGUGGUUUUUAUUUCUAGCAUUACAUGUUUCACAGUUACUCCCCCCUUCUUCCGUUAGGGGUAAGGGGCUCCUGUGUGCGCUAGCAGCUGACGGGGCAGGCUUUUUUCUUUUUUGGCUCAAUGACUCGGCUCCUCUCGUGCUUCAGUGCCACAUCCCUGGAAUCAUCAUUGUGCUGCCUGCGGAGGGAAGCGCUGCCUCACCACCUUACCUUUCCAUCCCCACUCAGGAUGUGGUCCCGCGAGGCAAGUAUCCCGCAACUUCAUGCUAGGGGAGCUUCCGCAGUGUGUCAUUAGAGGGGGACAUCAAAGCUGGAGGCUGUUGGCCAUGUUUCUGAGCUCCCAGGUCUUGUAGCACACCCUGGCUUUGUCCUCUCUUCUGGAGGGGUGGUGGUGACAAAUGAGGACUCGAGAGCUGCACUGACCCAUUCCACCUUGUCACUUUGUGCCCACAGCAAGGAAACCGAUGGUGGGAAGCAAGAUCCCAUCACACACCGUGGUGUUUGUCCAUCUCAGGUGAAGCCUUUUUGUCACUCCACUGGAAUAAGGUGGGACUGAUACAGUCCAUAGAUCAGGAUAAAUACAUGCUACAAAUAAACAUUCACUAUUACCAAUGCCAUUAAAAUUUUACUGUAAAUUGUGUUUGCACCAUUAAAGAUUUUUCUUUUCCUUUCCCAUAGGCAAUAGAAA